Messenger RNA from Fonsecaea nubica, 1935 nucleotides. RefSeq lists its product as hypothetical. Gene Ontology annotation, cellular component: Dbf4-dependent protein kinase complex; nucleus. NCBI's taxonomy places the organism in Eukaryota, Fungi, Ascomycota, Eurotiomycetes, Chaetothyriales, Herpotrichiellaceae. Bases 1 to 1935 code for a protein of 644 amino acids. The record is from RefSeq and is a predicted model, not a curated record. Gene Ontology annotation, biological process: regulation of cell cycle phase transition; positive regulation of nuclear cell cycle DNA replication. The transcript is spliced from 3 exons. Gene Ontology annotation, molecular function: zinc ion binding; nucleic acid binding; protein serine/threonine kinase activator activity.
AUGGCGACUUCCUCUCGUCGAGUUCCACUGGCCAGCAUAGCAAAUGCUACCAACUCUCCCCAUCGGCCACUCACCAACAGCAGUUCUAAACGGCCCCGAAGCAUCGCGAACGUGUCCCAGCAGGAGAAUGAACAUCCUCACAAACGCCUGGCCAUAGAUAGGGCUGGGCGAGAGGUGUACAACCCAGCUACCCCACAAAAACAAUCCCAUCUAGCCUUGACGGAGGGUCGUGUCUUUGAAAGAAGCCAUGGGGAGUCUGCAUCGACUGCUUUCCAAAGGAGAUUGGUCGCUUCGAGGGACAAAGAUCGAACUGCUGCGGGUCUUCGUGUGACCAAGAACAUCGAUACACUCUCCAAAGAAGAUUCUGGACUUAAGACAUGGCAACGACACUAUCGGAAAGUGUUUCCCUCCUUCAGGUUCUACUUUGACGGUUUUCCGGAGGAGGUCAAGUCGCGCUUCCUCCGACACAUAACAGCUCUUGGGGCGAAAGAAGAAAAGUUCUUUUCAAAAGCUGUCACACACAUAGUAACAGCUCGCCCUAUCCCGGUGGAGCUGGGGAAGAGCAAUGCGGCCGGAGAUGGAGCUGCACAACCAUCUCCGACUGAAGAACACCCUCAGACCAUUAACCCAUCUUUACUUGAAAAGAACCCUCGUGGACAUGGCGGCUCCCACGUGAUGCGCAAUGCCGUCAACCCAAUGGAUAUCCUCGUUCGGGGGAAAGAAAUGGGCAUGAAGAUCUAUUCCAUUGACAAGCUGCAAAGAGUACUCAACUCUGUCCUCGAUGACACCGGAAAUCAUGGCCAUCACACCAGGGCAUCGGCCCACACCACCCGACUCCAGCACGAAGAUUUGGGGGAAGUCUUGAGGAACGAGAAGCUUGGUGUCGCUUCGGAAAGGGAGUUACCAUCUAUGUCGAUGGUGGCGUUCAAGGGUCCUUUCAUCUAUGUUCAUGACAUGGAUGAGAAAUACCGUCCCACCUUGGUCAGGGACUAUCCGAAAGUGGCACGGAGGACUGAUGGUGAAUGGCCUCAAUUCCGAUCUGCCAGUGUUGGAAAAUGUCCAUUCGUCGAAGACCCUGCCAUGAAGAAGGACAUCGAGCAGGAGCAGAGGCGAGCACAGAAGCUUGCCUUGCAGCAGGAGCAGCAGCGUCAGCAACAGCAACAGCGUGAGCAACAUGCUCCGCGCACCCGAUCCCACGUGACUGUCACCCCUGCGGGUAACGAUGCUCCUCGCCGUACGAGCCCCAGGAAGGCCCUGCAACCGGUCAACAACGGUGCAAAUGCCUCCAUAGACCUGGACAAGGAGAGGGGUUCAAAGAGUCACUCUGCUGUCAUGGAACGUCAACCAUCGUUCCCUCCCAUGCCGAAGCGAGGCGAUCUAGAAUUUGUCCGCCCACCGCAGCUACACAUGGCUCGCGAACCAGCAGCAUCCGGGAUACAGAGAUCCAAUCUGACUUCGGCAAUCCAGUCACAGAUGAUUUCUUCAACGGCGGGCACUGGAGUCAAAGCCGGUACGAGCAAAGAGGUGCAUCAUCAAUUACAGCGUCAGGUCCUUGAGCGCACCCAUACCGGAAGCCUUUCUGUAGGCUCUAUUCCGUCCUCUCACCGCAUGAAUGACCUUGCCGGAGUUCUGAAGAGUGCCCGGGGUCCUGCUCCACAAAGGGCAGCCAAAAGCAAAGCUCAAGAAAAGUUGGGCGGAAUACAAGAAGAGGCAGACUCCCAUGCCGAUGACAUUGCAGCUGAACGGACUACGCAGACGUCGAGGAGGAGGAAGACUAUUAAGAGAGAUCCCAAGCCAGGGUACUGCGAGAACUGUCGUGACAAAUAUGAAGACUUUGACGAGCAUGUUGUGUCCCGCAAGCACCGAAAGUUUGCAAUGACUCAGUCGAAUUGGGCAGAGCUGGACGCCCUUCUCGCAAAACUCCAAGCAUGUUGA